UAAAUUCACGGUUUGCGAAUUGCAUGAUUUGUGAUUGUAUUGGUGAUUUGUUGAAGGGACCAAAAUAAAUGCAGUGUGAAGGUAUUUUCUUCAUUUUCUUUUCUGUGAUAUAUUUCUAAGAAGUAAUAUCAGAAAGAGUAAUUGUCAAGAUAGAAUGAAUGCUGCCCUCUGAGAAUAUUCAGAGAUCAAGGGAGUUGAACGACGACCCAGUAGAAAGAUAUGAAUGCAGCAAAGAGAACGUCAACAAAAAAAGAAAGCGGCAAAAUAAUGUAAAGAACGGUAAUCGUGGACAAACUGAGCUCGAUCUUAUAGAUCUUUUACCAAGUAAGAGACGGAAUAUAGAAAUGGACGAGGAAAAUGUGGAUGAAGGAAAAAAUGCUGGAUUUGGGUCACCAGGCAGGAACUUCUCUGCGUUCACUAACAAUCACCUCAAUGAACGUUCGCCUCUUAACGCUAAAAUAACUGGUACCAAAAAACUUGUUGUAAAGAAUUUCAAAGCUAAGCCAAAGUUACCUGACAACUUUCAAGAUCUUACUUGGGGAAACUUAAAAGAAGCUAUACAUGCCAUUCACAAUAAAACUUCAAUAUCUUCAAGUUUAGAAGAUCUAUACAAAGCUGUUGAGAACAUGUGUUCACAUAAAAUGUCCACUGUUCUUUACGAACAAUUGAAAGAGGAAUGUGAGAAACACAUCAAGUCAAACUUGCCUUGUUUCACAGAUGAUUCUUUGGACUGUAAUCUAUAUCUGACAAGACUAAAUCAUUGUUGGGAAGAUCACUGUCAGCAAAUGAUAAUGAUACGAAGCAUUUUUUUAUCUUUGGAUCGAACUUAUGUUUUGCAAAAUCCAUCCAUUCUUUCAAUAUGGGAUAUGGGUCUUCAGCUUUUUCGUAUGCACAUUGUUGACAAUCAGAUUGUUGAGGAAAGGACCAUAGAAGGAUUGCUGUCAUUGAUAGAACAAGAAAGGAAUGGGGACGCAGUGGAUCGUAUAUUACUUAAAAGUCUGCUUCGCAUGCUUUCUGAUCUUCAGAUGUACCAUUCUUCAUUUGAAAAGAGAUUCAUAAAAGCGACGGACAUACUCUAUGCUGCUGAAGGAGACCGUUUAAUGCUAGAAACUGAAGUUCCAGAGUAUCUUGAACACGUACGCAGAAGACUUCAAGAAGAAAACGAACGUUUGCUCUACUAUUUGGAUCAUUCAACCAAAAAGCAGUUAAUACCAUGUGUAGAGAAGCAACUGCUGGGAAAGCACUCGCAAAACAUUCUACAGAAGGGAUUUGAGAAAUUGAUGGAUGGCAGUCGAAUGAAAUAUCUCACAUUAAUAUAUCAACUUUUUGGGAGAAUACGAAAAGGUCUAGAGGAUAUAUGUGUUGCAUUCAGUAAUUACAUAAAGAGAUGUGGCUUAGAAAUUGUUGUUACAGAGGAUCCAGAAAAAGAUAAAACGAUGGUUCAAGAUUUGCUUGAUUUUAAGGAGAAAUUAGAUAAAAUCAUCAAAGAAUCGUUUUUGGAACACGAGAAAUUUAAAAAUGCUAUGAAAGACAGUUUUGAAAAUUUUAUUAACAAGAGACCAAACAAACCAGCAGAACUCAUAGCUAAAUUUAUCGACAUAAAACUUCGAGUUGGCAACAAGGAAUCAACGGAAGACGAAUUAGAGAAACUUCUCGAUAGAAUAAUGGUUCUCUUUCGAUAUAUUCAAGGAAAAGAUGUUUUCGAAGCCUUUUACAAAAAAGACUUAGCGAAGCGUCUCCUUGUUGGUAAAAGUGCAUCAGUUGAUGCAGAGAAGUCUAUGCUUUCUAAAUUAAAACAAGAAUGUGGUGCGUUAUUUACUAUAAAACUGGAGGGUAUGUUCCGUGACAUGGAAUUAUCUAAAGAUGUGAUGGUGCAGUUUAAGCAGCAUUUGCAAAAUCAACAUCUACCAAGUAAUAUUGAUAUGGUAGUGAAUAUUUUGACGUUCGGGUUUUGGCCAACGUAUACUCCGGUAGAGAUUAAUCUACCUACUGAGAUGUUACGCUAUCAAGAAACAUUCAAGAAAUUUUACCUUGCCAAACAUAGUGGACGAAAACUUCUUUGGCAGAAUACGCUGGGACAUUGUGUACUAAAAACAGAAUUUUCGAAGGGCAAUACGAAAGAACUUCAAGUAUCUUUGUUUCAAGCACUUGUUCUUCUCUUGUUCAACGAUAGAAUUAAUAUUCCUUACGAAGAUAUCCGUAACGAAACUAGAAUAGAGGAUGGCGAACUUCGCAGAACGUUGCAGUCACUUGCUUGCGGAAAAGCCAGGGUUAUUCAAAAGUCACCCAAAGGCAAGGAUAUUGGUGAAGAUGAUACAUUCGCAUUCAAUUUUGACUUUAAACAUAAGUUAUUCCGUAUUAAGAUCAACCAGAUUCAAAUGAAAGAGACGCCCGAAGAAAACAUCAACACUACAGAGCGUGUUUUCCAAGACAGACAAUAUCAGAUCGACGCUGCUCUUGUGCGAAUAAUGAAAACAAGAAAAGUUCUAAGUCACAACUUACUUGUUGCUGAAGUUUACAAUCAGUUGAAGUUUCCUGUAAAGCCUACUGAUUUGAAGAAACGGAUUGAAAGUUUGAUCGAGCGUGAUUAUAUGGAAAGAGAUAAGGAUGUACAAAAUCAAUAUCAUUAUGUAGCAUAAUGCAUCUGACGUCCUCGCUCAUACAGAGUGUUGUCAGACUAUGGUAAAGAAUGAUUUCCUACAUCUUACGGCUUUACAGUUUCUUCAAAUUGUGUUAGAAGUUGCUUUAUUGUCAUAAAAAGCUGAAUUAUACUGUGAAAUGUGCAAUUCCUGCUCACCAAUAUCUGAAGGUGAUAAUAUCGCUCCAUAGGUCGUGUUUAGCGUGCGCCAUAAUCCUUACUUAGUGAGUUUAAGUUGUGCGUAUAUAGCUGUGACAAAUUAGAGCCAUGAUUUUAUUGAAAGAAGAAAGAAUUUGGUAUUUGCUAACUGAUACGUGGCAUGAUUACGAUGCUUCACCUACGAUCCUCGUUGGACUAUUGGUACAAAGAGAUGACCAUUAAAACGUGUUGUCUUGGGUGCAGUUGUGUUAUGGUGAAAAAAAUUUGCCAGUAAAAAUACGUGAAUUCAUGAGAAACCUCUCUCUUACCUAACUUGUAAGAUAGCUCUUGAUGAUGAUUUUAGAGAAUGAACAGACAUUGUAAGCUUUAUCCUUUUCUCUUAAAAGCUCUAACUGCAUGCAGUGUUCAGGUGCUCUCAUAAAAAAUAUUGUAAAAUAUACAAUGAGAAAGUAAGAAAUAAAAAUAUUGAUUAUUGAA
Molecule: messenger RNA, 3274 nt
Organism: Xenia sp. Carnegie-2017
Lineage: Eukaryota; Metazoa; Cnidaria; Anthozoa; Malacalcyonacea; Xeniidae
Product: cullin-4A-like
Exons: 25
Coding region: 159-2639 (826 amino acids)
Biological process (GO): DNA damage response; ubiquitin-dependent protein catabolic process; protein ubiquitination
Cellular component (GO): Cul4-RING E3 ubiquitin ligase complex
Molecular function (GO): ubiquitin protein ligase binding
Source: RefSeq, a predicted model, not a curated record